GAGAUGUCCGCAGUUACAAAUGUGAAAAUGUAACUUGUCGUGAAGUCAAUGGCUUGCCUAUGACUGACAGGAGCUCUGAGAAGUGCUCUUACUUGAGUCAAAGUGACUGUGAUCCUUGCUUUGACUAUGUGAAACAAGAAGAUGAGUGCUGUGGAUUAUGUCAACAAAAAUGCUGUGUUUAUAAUGCGCCAGACAAGACCAAACACUUUCUCCAGGAUCGAGAGGCGUACAAGUUCCAAUGUACGACUGGUACCUGCAAUAAAGUGAAUGGCUCGUUUGUUAUUAUGGAGAGCAUUGAAAAAUGCCCGGACUUUAAUCCAGAGGACUGUAUACCUGAAACAAUACAAUUUGACAUAGAUGGAUGUUGCAGGAAGUGUGAACCCAAAAACUGUGCUAUUGUGAAGAACGUCACCCGUCUGCAUGUCAAUGAUUGCACUUCCAUCGAGGAUGUAGAAGUCACUUCCUGCACAGGCCACUGUGGCAGCAAAUCAAUGUAUUCUAUGGACAUGAACAAUAUGAUGCACAACUGUUCUUGCUGCCAGGAGGAGAAUUACAGCACACUGCCGGUGAAGCUGAAGUGUGCCAAUAGCAGUGAGAUCCUUCAUCACUACAUGCACAUAGACAGCUGCUAUUGCCAACCACUUAAGUGUAACGGGACUAGCAUUGGAUAAAAGUUCCUGCUUUGAAUAUGACUUAGUCUGAUUCAUAAAGAAAACAAUUAUUUUAAAAUGUCUAUCCAAGCUGAUUGUUGUACUGCAUUAUUGGCUCAAUUUAUUUAGGCAAAUAUUGCACUAUUAUUUUUGGUUUUUAUAACCAUGGUGAUUGUUAACUCUAAGAAAAAUCCAUUUUGUAAUCUCUUGAAGGGACUACUGGGCAUUUUUUUACUUUUAUUUGUUACACUCUCUGGUAAUGCAUGAUAUAAUAAUCCACUGUAAUUUUUCUUUCCAAUGACAUGAAUUAAAAUAAAGCAUAAUAAAGAGCAUCAA
Molecule: messenger RNA, 986 nt
Organism: Pimephales promelas (fathead minnow)
Lineage: Eukaryota; Metazoa; Chordata; Actinopteri; Cypriniformes; Leuciscidae
Source: RefSeq, a predicted model, not a curated record